This is a messenger RNA of Megalobrama amblycephala (Wuchang bream), 1166 nucleotides long. RefSeq names its product single-pass membrane and coiled-coil domain-containing protein 3-like. The transcript has 2 exons. NCBI's taxonomy places the organism in Eukaryota, Metazoa, Chordata, Actinopteri, Cypriniformes, Xenocyprididae. The record is from RefSeq and is a predicted model, not a curated record. The coding region runs from base 128 to 781 and encodes 217 amino acids.
CUCUGAUCCAGAAGCCUUGCUGAUAUUUAUUUCUACUGCUAGAGAAAGAAAUUAUCAAAAUUUGACCAAAAUUUGAACAGACCACGAAGCAGUCUUCUGUACCAGAUCGAUCCUAAUAUAAAGAAAAAUGUGGAGUGACCUCUUCUACCCUGAUAAUCCUAAGAGAAGGGAGGAGCUCAUCCGCAAAAGUCAACAGUUUCAAGAUCUGAUGGAGAACAACUUCUAUGCCACCAACCAACUAAUUGAUGUUAUGAACAAGCACUUGAAUUGCUCCUUCCAACAUAUCACACUGAACGAGGAUGCUUCUCUCCAGGAGAACUGUAAAGUGAUGAUUGAAUGCAUGCAUAAGAUCCAGGAAGUGGUAGAGAAGAUUGACAAGGAGCUGAAGGAGAAGCUGGAACCCACCCUGUAUGAGAAGCUGCGAAACAAGUCGCUGCUUCCAGAAGACUUUAAACUGGUUUCAAUCGUUGUUGAAGGAGUUUGUGGUGUUGGAACUGUGGCAGCUACUACUGUAAUUUGUAUAUUAAUUCAUACUGAAGAUAUUCUGGUAGACUUAGUAAGUCAGAUUGGUAAAUUUGCAGCAGGGACAUUUGCCUGUGUUGGGUUGGGAGUGGUGUUUAUGGGGAUUGACAUGAUUGUUGAGGCCAUUCUUGGGAGCAUUGAGCGUGAUAAACUUGAGAAGGUCCUGAAAGAGUAUGACGAAGCUUUGAAAGAAUUCAAACCAGCGUCUGAAAAAUAUCAGGAUAACAUUACCUACAUCAGGAUCAAAAUUGAGGAAUAAGACAAAUGUUUUCUUUCUCCUGCCUGAAAUGUUCGCUGGAAUUAUAAACUAAUUAUUAUUACAUCUUUGUGCUUAAAAUCAUGCAGAAACACAUGAAAAUUUAGCUCAAAGUUACUUUGUUAAAUGAUAUGUACAAUGUAGAAAAAGUGUCCAGUGAGAAAUGAAUCACAGUUCUGCUUUUAAAAGACAACAACUGAAAAGAUAUGAUCUGUAAAUAUCUUGAUAUUGAUUAAACGUUUUCAUUUUGUGGUUGUGUUUAAGAAACAGCUAUCCAUUUAUUUUGUGAUUGUACUGUAAACAAUAAAUUCUGGGUUGAUUUAAUUUCUUAUUUUUAACCCUAUUAAUCUGACCCACAGUUUUAUCCUUAAAGAUAUUAUUUGUUUAU